AUGUCGUGCCCAGUCCAACAUAAUGUCCACACUGGCGAGAAGGCCAAUGGUACAGUGAGGGCUAAUGGCGUAGGAAAGCCUGCGCCUGGAGACUAUAUCAGAUGGGAUGCAGAAGGUGUCGAGGUCAAACAACCUGGAGAGGAACAGAAGAUCAAGGAAGUGUCAGAUCAGUUCAACCGCUUUCAGAUGAUGAAUUUCAACGAACACCACCAUUGCCUGAGAGGAACACAUUUGAAGACACAAGGAUGUGUUAUUGGCAAAUUCAACGUCGCAAAAGACCUACCACCCCACCUUGCACAAGGAAUGUUCGCCAAACCAGGUUCCUACGACGUUAUCAUGCGAUACUCGUCGCUCACGCCUAAGCUCGUACCGGACAACGUGCCUGCUCCCCGCGGCAUCGGGAUGAAAAUCUUCGGUGUCGAGGGCGAAAAGAUUUGGGGAGAGGACAAGAAGACACAGGACUGGACAUUCAACAACUAUCCCAUUCUUGAGCUGAGAGACCCAAAGACCACGUAUGAGAUCGCCGACUCGCUGGAGAAGAACUGGAACGAUAUUCCCAAGUUUGCAGAGGAGCAGAGCAAACGUGUGGAUGCUGACGUGGCUACAUAUGGUAGUCAGCUACCUAGACAGCAUAUGGUUGCCAUGCCCGAGUAUUCGCAAUCCGCAUACCGCUUCGGCGACUAUGUGGCCAAAUUCGGUGUUUUCCCACUCGGCGAGGAGCAAAAGAAGCUUGAGAAGACCUUCAUCAAGGAUGACGACCCGAUCAAUGUGAUUUCUCAGCACAAUCGUGACUUCCACAUGAAGAACAAGGUGACCUACUCAUUCUGUGCUCAGCUACUCCAGAAUCUCGAGGAGCAGCCCGUGGACGACAUUGGUGUGGAGUGGGAUGAGACGAAGUAUCCAUUCGAGCAGAUCGCGACGAUUGAAUUCGAACCACAAGAUUCGUGGAUCCCCGAGUUCAGAGUCUGGUGGGAUGACCGAAUUACUGUCAAUUCGUGGCACGGUCUCAAGGAGCAUCAGCCCUUGGGUAGCACCAAUCGGUUGAGGAGAGUGGUUUAUGCCGAGUCCAGAAAACUGAGACUCAAGGUAAACGGCUAUAAGGAUUAUAUUGAGCCAGCAAGCCUGAAAGAGAUCCCAGUCUCUGCAUGA
Exophiala bonariae is the source of this 1149-nucleotide messenger RNA. RefSeq lists its product as uncharacterized. The coding region runs from base 1 to 1149 and encodes 382 amino acids. Lineage: Eukaryota; Fungi; Ascomycota; Eurotiomycetes; Chaetothyriales; Herpotrichiellaceae. The transcript has 4 exons. Gene Ontology annotation, molecular function: heme binding. The record is from RefSeq and is a predicted model, not a curated record.